AUGGCCGGCAAGACAGCAUAUGUGACAGGCGGUGCAUCAGGCAUCGGCCAAGCAGUGUCCGAGAUGCUCGCAAGCAAAGGCAUCAAAGUCUGUGUAGGCGACAUGAACCUCGAAGGUGCCCAGAAGACCGCCUCCCAGCUCGGCAACGGCGCCAUGGCCGUCCAAGUCAACGCUGCAGACUGGGACUCCCAGCUCGCCGCUUUCGAGAAAGCUGUGGAUGCGUUCGGAAGGCUCGACUACGUUUUCCCCAUUGCAGGGAUUGGCGAACGUGCGGCGAUCAAGAACGAUCCCAAGGCGACAAGGUUCCAGAAGCCAGACCUGGCCGUUGUUGAUGUUGAUUUGACUGGAGUGCUGUAUACCUCUUUCCUAGCUGUGCAGCAAAUGAGGCGGCAGGAGAAGGAUAAGGAUGGGUUUAGGGGGAAGAUCGCGGUGACCGCUUCUGUCUGUGGGUUCUAUUGUGUACCAACCGUGCCUGUGUACACAGCAGCCAAGCACGGCGUCGUCGGUUUCGUCCGAAGCUACGGCAAAUACCUGCCAGAAGAAGGAAUGACCCUCAACGCCGUCUGUCCUAACGUAGUCCGGACUUCAAUCUCAACUCCGGCCUUCUACGACAAGGUCGACGAGCAAGGCGUGCUCACAUCGAUCAAGGACGUUGUCGAUGCCUUCGCCAGCUUCCUCGAUACCGAUACGUCAGGCGAGUGCAUGGAAGUGGGUCCAAAUGGUGGCUUUACUCCGAAAGCGCAGGCACCGCAUCUGGACAAGGAGACGACCAGUAUCCUGAACAUGAUUGAGCAGAGGUCGCAUCGAUUGCACGAGCCGGAGCCAGACGCGGGUGUGUAG
Messenger RNA from Saxophila tyrrhenica, 840 nucleotides. RefSeq lists its product as uncharacterized. Lineage: Eukaryota; Fungi; Ascomycota; Dothideomycetes; Mycosphaerellales; Extremaceae. Gene Ontology annotation, molecular function: oxidoreductase activity, acting on the CH-OH group of donors, NAD or NADP as acceptor. The transcript is spliced from 5 exons. The coding region runs from base 1 to 840 and encodes 279 amino acids. Gene Ontology annotation, cellular component: cytoplasm. The record is from RefSeq and is a predicted model, not a curated record.